Microthlaspi erraticum is the source of this 1107-nucleotide messenger RNA. NCBI's taxonomy places the organism in Eukaryota, Viridiplantae, Streptophyta, Magnoliopsida, Brassicales, Brassicaceae. The record is from the annotation of a GenBank genome assembly.
AUGGAUUUACCGUUAUCUCCGUGAUUUUACCCAUUUCUCUUUGGAAGGGGUUUAAGCUCAUCUCUAAUGGCUUCCAAUCCAGAGAAAAAUCCGCCUCCGUCAGAUGAGAAAACCGAAUCAACGGUGGAGAAGACGAGUCCUAAACCGGAAUCAGCCUCUGGGAGCACACCUUCACCAGCCAUUCCUGGCCCGAAUUUCAAUGCUUUCGAUUUCUCAAGUAUCGCUGGUAUCCUCAACGAUCCAAGCAUUAGGGAAUUGGCAGAGCAGAUAGCUAAAGAUCCAGCAUUUAACCAACUUGCUGAGCAGCUUCAGAGAUCAGUUCCAAAUGCAGCUCAGGCAGGUGGUUUCCCAACCAUUGAUCCGCAACAGUAUGUGAGCACAAUGCAACAGGUUAUGCAUAACCCUGAGUUUCAAACUAUGGCGCAGCGACUUGGUAACGCCUUAGUGCAGGAUCCGCAAAUGUCUCCCUUUUUGGACGCUUUCUCGAACCCUGAGACAGCGGAGCAUUUUACUGAGCGUAUGGCGAGGAUGAAAGAAGAUCCGGAGUUGAAACCUAUACUUGAUGAGAUUGAUGCUGGUGGUCCUUCUGCCAUGAUGAAGUACUGGAAUGACAAAGAUGUGUUGAAAAAGCUUGGUGAAGCAAUGGGAAUGCCCAUGGUUGGCUUGCCAGAGCAGGCUGCUUCAGCUGAACCCGAGGCAGCGGAAGAAGUUGAAGAAGGUGAAGAAGAAGAAGAGUCUAUUGUUCAUAAAACUGCCAGUCUUGGUGAUGUUGAGGGUUUGAAAAAUGCUUUGGAAGCCGGUGGUAACAAAGAUGAAGAAGAUUCCGAGGGAAGGACCGCAUUGCAUUUUGCUUGCGGAUAUGGCGAGUUGAAAUGUGCGCAAGUUCUUAUCGAUGCUGGAGCAAGUGUUAACGCGGUUGACAAAAACAAGAACACGCCUCUGCAUUACGCUGCUGGUUACGGGAGGGACGAGUGUGUAAGCCUUCUCCUAGAGAAUGGUGCUGCAGUGACUCUGCAAAACCUAGACGAGAAGACACCAACUGAUGUAGCCAAGCUUAACAACCAGCUCGAGGUGGUCAGGCUACUUGAGAAGGAUGCCUUCCUUUGA